UUAUUUAGAUGUGGGUGGAAACUUCUCACUGACGAACUGGACAAACCUUCAGGCGACUCUUACGGUGUUGAAAAUACACUCGAGUUGAUCAAACACUAAAUCAUUUCAUAUUUUGGAAGACAUUUGGUGACUAGACAAGAUCUUCAGGACUGUGCUGUGUGAGACUUGGGGCGAUUUACUAAGCAUUCACUUAGAAUGAGGAAGUAGCCUGCAGAUAAGAUCUGACUCCAGCAGGAGAGUUUGACUGUGCAGGUGAAGCAGAGCUGUUGUUUGGGACUGUUUACGCUGAGGAAACAGUGAUUCACUGCUUUGGUCUGUGCCUCUGGACUUCUUUGGAUUUUGGGACUGUACACAUGAAGAACAUUUCUUCCUAAGACGAAGGAUACAGGACGAUAACCAUGCUGCAGCAGAUUCUCAAAGACAUGUACAUCGAGCCGGAGCUGCUCGCCGAACUGAACGAAGAGCAGAAGCAGGUUCUCUUCUUUAAAAUGAGAGAAGAACAGAUCCGAAGGUGGAAGGAGAGAGAAGCAAAGCUCGAGAAGGAGGAGGCUAAAACGGUGAAGCCCAAAAAAGUGUCAGUGAAGACCGUAUCGUGGAUGAAGGCGUCAGACAGUGACGUGUGGGUGUGGGUGAUGGGAGAACAUCCUGAUGAUAAACCUUAUGACCAGAUCUGUGAUAAGAUCAUGGCUGAAAGGGCGGCACUGCAGGCCCAGAAAGAGGCAGAGGAGCUCAGGGCCAAGAAAGAAGCUGAACUGGAGAAACGUUUCUCGGGGUUGUAUAUGGAGAAGGAGGAAGCUGCCAGGCAGGAAGAAGCCCGAAAGGCAGCUGCCUUAGAGAAGAGCCGACAGGAGGACUUGAAGAGGCGGGAGGAAGAGGAAAGACGAAAAGCUGAGGAAGAGGUCAGGAGGCUGAAGGAGGAACGAGCACAGCAGAUUUAUAUAAGCCUAAAGAAAGUAGAGAGACAACAGAAAAGCCAAGACAAAGAGGAACAAGCCUGGCAGGAUUCAUUGCGUAAAUCUAAAGCAGCUGACCAGCGGAGACGUUCUCUGGCCAAGCAGACGAGGGAGGAUCACCGCAGGCGUUCUGUAAAGGCACUGGAGAGAGGUCGAGUGGCAGCCAUGACCAAAGCCUUUAGAGAAGAGAAACCAUCAACUCCACCUAAACCCAAACCCAGAAACCUCACUCUCACUUGUGAGCCUCUUCACAGGAGGGCCGGUAUACGUUGUUCACUGUCAUCGUCCAACCAGAAGGAUAUCAUCCGCUGGUUCAAAGAGGAACAGUUGCCCCUCAGAGUUUGUUUCCAAGACAAGGAGAGCUGCAUCGCUCCCUGGUUCCACGGUAUAAUCUCGUGUCAGGAGGCUGAGGAUCUGCUGGGUGAAGGUGGCCCGGGAAGUUUCCUGGUCCGUGUUAGUGAAAGGAUCUUCGGAUAUGUUCUGUCUUACAAAAGCCCAGACGAAUUCAAGCACUUCCUCAUUGAUGCUACAGACAACUGCUACAUGCUGCUAGGAGACCAGAUCAAGUUCGCAUCCCUGGGAGAGCUGGUGGAGUAUCAUAAGGAAGAGCCCUUAACACCCUCUGGAGGUGAGCUGCUGCUGCAUGCGUGUGGACAGAAACCUGGCACUCUGGAUUAUGCCGAUCUCUUCACCUGAAGCUCUAUAGCUCAGUGAGCCAUGGUGCAGGACAACAAAAUACACAUCCAGGCUCCAGAGACUUCUGAAAUCUACAGGCAUCGAGGGUUGUGUAAUGAACAGUUGGGAAGUGUGCAGUUACAGUUCACUGUACACAGGCUCCAGUUACAGCUAUGCAACCAUCCAUUAAUGAAGAAAUGUCCAUGCAAAAAAUUCACUUCUGCUCAGAAGCCGUGUCAGACGAAGGCACAUUACGCACUUUUGAUAACGUGGCUGCAUUUUUAAUUAUUUAGAGACAGGAUAGGGAUAAGCCGUGCCACUCGUGUGGUAUAUAAGUGUGCAAGUAAGCUGCUAUGUAAUUUCAUAAUUUCAUAUGUUUUAUGGAGAGCAGUUUUCAAAAAUUAAAAAGUUUUCAAAAAAGUACUGCAUUUUUUUGUAUUAAAU
Messenger RNA from Hemibagrus wyckioides, 2072 nucleotides. RefSeq names its product SH2 domain containing 4A (gene sh2d4a). Bases 399 to 1649 code for a protein of 416 amino acids. The transcript has 10 exons. Gene Ontology annotation, cellular component: cytoplasm. The record is from RefSeq and is a predicted model, not a curated record. Lineage: Eukaryota; Metazoa; Chordata; Actinopteri; Siluriformes; Bagridae.